Molecule: messenger RNA, 4616 nt
Organism: Neohortaea acidophila
Lineage: Eukaryota; Fungi; Ascomycota; Dothideomycetes; Mycosphaerellales; Teratosphaeriaceae
Exons: 2
Coding region: 281-4423 (1380 amino acids)
Molecular function (GO): protein heterodimerization activity
Source: RefSeq, a predicted model, not a curated record
GGCAGACCGCCGCAUGCGGUAAUUGGAACGACGUUACCAUGCCUGCCACCUCUCUGCCCACUCUCCUCGCAUCUUUCGCUCAUUCCACCAGGCUAAGCGCUCUCCUUCAAUGAGGCCCCGUGUCGACAGCAUGCAAGGCUGCAUCCGUGUGUUGCGCCCUGGCUCCAGCUAAUCCACCCAGCCCCACCCCACACGGCACAGCCAACCCGCCAGCCAGCCAGCCAUUGAUCGACUCCUCCACCAUCCACCACCGCACGAGCGCGCGGGCCAAGCUGCGCCAAUGGAGGAAACGCAGUACGACCGAAAUGUCGACCACCUCGUCUCUCCCAUCACCCCCGAUGCCUCUUCGCCCUCCCGCCCAAAUUCCUCCGGCGUCGAUGCUGCAUUCCCCGCCAUGUCGAGGAAGAUGAGCUACGAGUCGGACCACAACUCCACCGUCUCCGGCAUUACUCACCACUUCCCCAGCAAAGCCGUCAAGGUCGAGCCCGCGCCCGCCUACGUCGGCCCCGCCGGCGCGGCGCAAGUCGUCAGCGAGCACCUGGCGUCGAGGAAGCGGCCGUCGAGCGAUUCGGAAGAUGAAGACGAUGCCGACCGCCAAGAUGUUCACUUCUCCGAGCCCGCCCUGGCCCUCAUCAACGCAUUCCUCGACCAUCUGUUACACAGCUUCCUCUCCCUUGCCCGCUCCACGAGCAUGCUCGCCCUUCGGCCCGCGGUAACAGAAGUGUUGAAGCAACGCUUGGCUCGAGCGGCCAUAAGCAGCGCCGAUGCCGAGCUCGCUGAGCUAUUGUCCGGCGGCGAAGAGGAGGAAGAGUUAGAUGGGAAACACCAGGUGCAGGAAGCGCGGCGGAAAUGGGAUCUUCAGCUGGUGUGGAAGCGGACUCGCCUGCGAGUCAUGGUGUAUAUACACUUGGGGGACAUGGAGGACGAGGACGAGCAGCGGUGGGUGGAGAGAGAUGUACUCUUCACCGACACCGAGCGCCGCUUUUCCACGGACAGUGGCCUCGUGUCGUGGUCCGCUGCCAUCUUCUUGACGUCUGUGAUUGAGUAUGUUGCAGAACAGGCGCUUCAGGUCGCUGGACAGGCGGCAUUCGCCCGCGUGGACCGACAGAGCCGCAGCCGCCGUUCUACCUCGACCGUUGGAGCGGCAGAGGAGAGCGUCAUGGUAGAGGAAUACGACGUCGAGAAGAUCGCGCUCAACGCCUCCCUCGGUCGUCUGUGGCGCACGUGGAGGAAGGCGUUGCGCAACAGCGCUCCUGCGCAGAACACAUCUUCGCCAUCGCCGGUAUCGAAACGGCGGGACAACAUGAGCUCGGCGUGGAGCAACCAUAGCAACGGCUUCGAUUCGCGGCCAGCAUCACGAGCCCGCCCCGAAGACACCAUACCCGACGUCUUCUAUACCGAGCACAUCCUUGCGGCCAAUAUCCCGCUUCCCAUGACUGGCGGAUCCGCACGAGACUUGGAUGAGAUCGCUGCCGUGGGCCUGGCGAAAGAUCCAGACGACCGAGAAGGCGAAGGUGAUGGCAUUGAGCAAGCACACGGCCCCUAUCCCGAGCACGUGCUCGCUUCCCUCAUCCCCCUGCCCAUGGCUUCGCAGCAAAAGGAUGUGGAUGAAAUUGUCGUCCCAGGCCUGGCGAGAGAUCCCGAGGCCGAGCAAGACGCCGAGUCUCCCGCCAGUGAGGGUUAUCCGGCGCUGGCGCUGGCUGUCCUGGUCGCGCUUCCCAUGGCUGAUGCCGUCCGUGACGUGGAUGAGAUUGAAGUGCCAGGAUUGGCGACAGACCCGGAUACACCGAAUGGCAAGCAUACCUCAACCCCACGCAACCGUCGGCGAAGUUUCCACGAAUAUCUGCCGUCCUCUGCUGCAGCCGGCCCCGCAAACGCAGGAGCUGCCAACUCCAAAGAUCCCGAACUUACAGCGCCCACUUCUACCGUUUCUCGUACACGAUCAAUGUCUCAUCCACCCCCUACCCCCCCAUCAAUGUGGACAGAAGAUGAUCCCGCAGACUCGACUGCACUCGAAACAGCGCAUGCGGAUGACAAACUUCCAGAGGAUGCGACUGCAGCCGAAGCAACGCAGGUCCAGCAGCCAGAGCCAGAACCAACGGCCAACGAGACUGAGAAUGACGUGUCGCGUGACGGACAAGCCCCAGUCGCAACACAGGGAAAGCCCGAGGGCAUAUCUUCCGCGCUCGCGACAGGCUCGGCGGUGGCUGCGGUUGGCCUUUUGGCGGGCGCUGGUGCUGCAGUCGGCGUUGUAGCGGGUGCUGGUACUGCCGCCGGCAUGGCACUUGCCAGCAAAUCUACAGACCAGACAUCCAAGCCGUCGACGGAAAAGGAGGUUGCCAGCGUUCUCGAACCCUCGCAGCAUGCGUCACCCUAUCAAGACGGUGCCGCGAUCGAUAGCCAGAAAAGCUUGGUCGACAUCAAGUCAAAGACUGCCGUCAACGGAGGUUCGGGAGAUGCAUCACUGCAGGUGCCGUCCGGCCUGGCCGCCUCCGCAGCCCCAGCAUUCAAGCGGUCGACUUCAGAGGGUACUUCGUACAGCCUCGGCAACGAAGAAAAACAGGCCAUCACACCUUCCCCGCGAGCGUCACCAGGCCCUGCGCCGCGCACAUUCUUGAACCUCCUUCCCGAUGAGGACGACGCGCCCGACCAUCCAGAAGCGAUGGACGGUCCCGCUCAGCGAACGCCGACAAAUCAUGUUGUACCACAGCAACCCUCGAACAAGAAACCCACCCUCACUCCUGUAAUCACAUCAUCCCUGCCUCCGUCAGCAGCCGUGGCAAGGGUGGCGGGCCUGAAAGGCAGCGAGCCGAAUUCUGCCACUGCCUCGGAGAAGGCCGUGACCAGUGCAUCCAUUCGAGGCCCGGAAGACUUUGAUUCAUUUGUGCAGGGCGGCGAGACGCUGAAGUACACCCUGACGCCAGUGCACGUUCGGGAUGGAUCGAUGGAUAGUUCUGUCCGUUACGCUAGAUCGUCUCCGUCUCCUGUUGAGAUGGAUGCGACUCCAGUCACGCCAAAGCAAGCGCCGUUGUCACCUUCUACCCGAGCAGGAAGGAGCAGUACUCCGAGAAGCGUGGCUGGAGCGACCGAUCGCAAGUCCUCGAACGAAACCCGCCGGUCCCACAGCCGACCGACGCCACGAAACACGAGCAGUCAUCGCAACAGCGGCUUGCUGGCUCGUGAGGCCCGAGUGGUCACGGAAUCGACUCGAGACUUUGCGGACUUCAUUCGCUCUACCGCGCCGGACAAAGAGAUUUCUGCGCGUCCGAUCUUGCCGAAUGCGUCCACAGCAUCCUUACAUUCUUUGCGCUCCGCACACAUCCAAGGAGCAUCGAACUCGCGAUCCACCUCACCCGCCCCGAGUCGAAGCAGGAAUCUAGUCAACGGGAACGACACCGUACCUCCGGUUCCCCCAAUCCCAGCGCAGCAGCGAGCAAAGUCCAACAUGGAACCGCGUGGCGCCAAAAUCGCAAACAAUGCGAACUCGGACCUAGUUGACUUCAUUCGCUCCGGACCAAAUGAAAAUGGCCAACGACGCGUCUCUCGCACCAUGGCGCCUUCUCGAGCGACCUUGGAUUCGGUCCGUUCGGACUAUGCUGCUAGACCCAGCGCAGAGAGGCAGAUGGACUCGAGUUAUCAGACCGCAUCGUCCAUCCAAACAGCAUCGCUAAGAACAUCAACCAACUCGCGCUCCGCGUUGUUGAAUGGUGUCAAUCAAGGCUCGAAUGGCUACUCCAAUGGAGUUGGACAAGCCAUAUCGACCGAGGCGAAAGUGUCUGCCGAGGAGGCGAACAUCUCGCGCAAGAGAUACCGCAACAAGGACCCGUACGCCAUUGACUACGACGACGAUGAAGAUGAGGACGAGGACGAGGAUGACGAUGAAGCGCUCCUAUCGUAUGGAAUGCCAAAGAAGCCCGCGCAGAGAAGCGAGAGCAUGAUGGACUUCUUACGCAACCAGGAGCCUCCUUCGAGCGGGCCGGUGAAGCCGCUCAUCGACCCGAACAGCCCUACGGCACGCCGACUGAUCAAUGAUGCCCGGGCCAAGCAGCAAGGCUAUGUCGCGGAUACACGCACGCGCUCAAUGCCGGCCAACGGCGGCCCCCGCGCCGCCACAGCCGGACUUGCGCCGGGCAGCCAGCAGGCCCAAAUCACCUCCAAAGCCGUAGCCAACAAGUCGAAGCCGGAAGCCAAGAGCUCGGGCUCGAAAAAUCGAUAUGGCAGUACGUCCUUGCUGCACACCAAUAAUCUGUCGGACUUUAUUCGCAACACCGGCCCGCCGGAUGAUCCCAACAGUGCGCCGGCGCCGACGGUCGGGAGGGAGUUCAAGGCGCCGGCGAGCAAGAGCGAGAAGACGAAGAAGAAGACGACGCUGGGCGGGAUCUUCACGCGGCGCAAGAACACUACUUACCUGGACAUGCCCUAGUUGGCUGGUCCAAUUCACCCUCGGGCCAUGUCUGUGGAGGAUUAAAAGCGUUGACGAUUGCAUGAAACGGAGUAGGAGGAGGUGCGAUACCCUUUUGGACGAAUUGUCUGGGCUUUUGGAGUAGAGCGGUAGCGACGGUGCUUGGACGGUGAGCUGGGUAAUCUCGUACGCUAGACUUGCUUAUGUUGAGCGU